CAUUAAGACCGGUAGAAUCGUUAGCGGAGAUCAGAAAGUAUUGAAGGGACUGGAAUUGUGCUUUUGAGGGAGGUGCAUCAAAAGCGAUGGCUUACUUUGGGGAAAAUGAGUAUUCGUUCAAACAACUGUGAAGUAGUGGGGCCUCGGUUUGUUGACAGAAAAUCAUUGGUUCCCGAGGAGCGGUGGCUCUCGUUCUGCCAGAGUUUUCUUCAUACUCCGGCCGGGCGGAUCGAAAACGAAAGAAUCUGAUUUAGUGGAGGAGACCCCCAGCUGGGAAAGAGGAGGAGUGUUUUCCUCAGCCAGGGCAAAAAAAAAGAGUGUUUUCCGUGGGCUGGCGGCCAUCGCGGUUCGGAGUGAACCGCCGCCACGGUGGAGACUAUCGGAUGGCGCCUGAGGUGAGGCAGCGGAAAGGUACUGGGGUUGAGGAGCCGGUGGAAGCCUCACCCGAACGAAGGAGAAGCAGGGCUACGAAAGCCAGACGGGAGGGCACGGAGAACUGCUUGCCGGUGUUGUUGGGAGCCGGGCUGCUCCUGGGUUUGGGCCUGAUCCUCGGGUCCGCGCUCUGGAACUAUAACCUGGACCGCCAGCUCGCGGAACGCCAAAAAGAUGCUCUGAAAUCUCUUGGCAGUGAAGGACUUUUCUUAUUUUCCUCAUUCGACACCAAUAAUGACUUGUACCUCAGUCCAGAAGAAUUCAAGCCUCUAGCUGAAAAACUAACAGGUAUUGCCACAGCCCCAGACUUUGAAAGCAAUGAGGGGCCUGAUCCAAAUUCAGAGGUGCUGACAAUUGAAGCAAAAUUCCAGCCUCUGCUGAUGGAAACUAUGACCAAAAGCAAGGAUGGCUUUCUUGGAGUUUCCCAUGGCUCCCUGUCAGGACUGAAAAACUGGAAGACUGCAGAAAUACCUUCUAGUAUCUUCAGUAGCAGUCAAUUUAAAGCUUUCCUCCCUCUUAAAAAUAAGGUAGAGCUGGGUGAAACAUGGUGGAUGAUUCCCAGUGAGCUGACUAUCUUUACUGGGUACCUCUCCAAUAACAGAUUUUAUCCUCCAACGCCACAAGGGAGAGAGGUCCUUAUCCAUAAACUUCUAAGUAUGUUUCACCCACGGCCAUUUGUGAAGACGAGGUUUGCACCCCAGGGUGCAGUGGCUUGCAUCCGUGCAGUCAGUAACUUUUAUUAUGACAUUGUCUUCAGGAUCCAUGGAGAAUUUCAGUUGAAUGAGCUGCCAGAUUAUCCCUUUUGGUUCACUCCAGGGCAGUUUACUGGACACAUCAUUCUUUCUAAAGAUGCAUCUCAUGUUCGGGAUUUCAGGAUGUACGUUCCCAAUGACAGGUCUCUGAAUGUGGACAUGGAGUGGCUGUAUGGGGCAGGUGAAAGUGGCAACAUGGAAGUCGACAUAGGCUACUUACCUCAGAUGGAGCUCAAGGCUGUGGGUCCGUCUACUCCGAAUAUUAUCCUUGAUGAAAAUGGUAAUGUGAUCGACACUGCAGAUGCUUCAGGGGAACCCAUUCAAUUUAUUUUUGAAGAGAUUGUCUGGCAAUCAGAAAUCGGCUUUGAAGAAGCUACAAACAAGCUGGAGACAACCAUGUAUCCAUUUAAGAAGAUUUCAUAUCUUCCAUUUACUGAAGUUUUCGACCGUGCGAAGAUGGAACAUAAACUUGUGCAUUCCAUAUUACUCUGGGGUGCUCUUGAUGAUCAGUCUUGCUGAGGUUCAGGGCGGACUCUGCGGGAGACUGUUCUCGAGAGUUCGCCUGUCCUCUCACUGCUGAAUGAGAGUUUUGUCAGCAGCUGGUCCCUAGUCAAAGAACUAGAGGAUCUUAAGAGAAAUCAAGACAAUGAACGUCAUGCUGGGUUGGCCAGCCUGCAUUUAGAACACUACAACUUUCCUGUUGAGAUGAUGAUCGCUUUACCAAAUGGCACAGUGGUUCACCACAUCAAUGCAAACUACUUCCUGGAUAUCACUUCAGUGAAGCCUGAAGAGAUGGACAAGAGUCUGUUCAUUAGUUCAUCACACUUUGAAGACCUCUCAGCUACAACUUAUGUUACAUUUUUGAAGGAAGGGCUUGAAAUUGCCAAACGGUUUGCACCAUCUUAACUUAAUGGAAAUCCAGCUGAAUGAAACAGAUCCUCCCUCCAUUGUCAGUUUCAGCUGUUUUGUUAUUUGGGUUUUUCACUUUGCACAGAGAAUAAAAUUGCCUCCGAUCCCAAAGCCUCAUUGAGGAGGGUAUCUACUUGUUACUUCCUCAAGAAAACAGCUUCUGUUGACAGAGCUUUUGUGAUGUGGGGGAAUGACUCUGUGUAUGUGUGAGUUUUGACAUGUUCCUCUGUUGCUCCUCAUCCCCCUGAAUAUGAUCGUGUAUUGAUUAUUGAGAAAGGACUGUUUCCUUGGAUAUUGGUUGGGAUGAAGGAGGAAGAAAGUGACCAGUUCUGAACCAUAGCUAGCUAUUUUUUGAGCGUUAUUGGAGUCUGAAUAGGGAAUAUGUCACUAUUAGCAUAGUUGGUUUUUUUUAAAGGUAUUGUCUAAUAUGCUUGCCACUACCACAUGUGGAAAUCUGACACAGACAUGUGACAAAUUGAUACCGUUCAGCAAGUGAGAAACUGUCAACAGUUCUGUGUAAAAAGCAUUACUUAGCCCCAUUCACCUUUUACAGUUGUUUUGCAGUUUUAUUUUAAAGUCACUUCCUUCUUGAAAGAUAUUACUAAUCUUGUUUCUGAAGAUUACAAAAUCCCUGAUAAGGUGUCACCAUCAAAAUAUUUUUCUUCAUCUCUCCCUCAUUCAUUUGAAAAUAAUCUUAAAUUUGUGCCCUAAAAUAAAGAUAGGGAAAAUGUUGCUUCCUAUUUUAUUCAUUUUAAUUCAUUCAUUUAUCUCUUCACUAUAACAAUUUUGAAAACCUCUAUUUACACUCCUCCAAGUUUCUGUCCUGAUAAGAAAAUACCAAAAAUCUCCAUAGAAUCACAGCUUAAAAAACCAUCAGCCCAUCUUGUCUGUACUGGCUCUAUAAACGUGCCAUCCACCAUCCAUAUUCUGCCUUCUCCCCAUACACUGCACCAUUCUGGGUAACUGACUGAUUCUGACCCUGCUUCUACAUUACCAUGGUCUCAGUGCAUUACAGACUUUAGUCAGCCACUGUGUGAAAAAGACUUUUUCUUUGCUUCUUUGACAAAUUACUUCAAAUACGUUUCCUCUCAUACGCAAACCUUUCAAGGAUGGGAACAGUUUCUUCCUGUUUGCUCUGUCCAGACCCCUUUUAUGAUUUUGAAAAACUUGAUUAAAUCUGUUCUCAUGUAACGAAGUGUGAAGCUGGAUGAACACAGCAGGCCAAGCAGCAUCUCAGGAGCACAAAAGCUGACGUUUCGGGCCUAGACCCUUCAUCAGAGAGGGGGAUGGGGAAAGGGUUCUGGAAUGAAUAGGGAGAGAGAGGGAGGCAGACCGAAGAUGGAGAGAAAAGAAGAUAGGUGGAGAGGACAGUAUAGGUGGGGAAGGUAGGGAGGGGAUAGGUCAGUCCAGGGACAAGAGAGUUGCAGUGGGAGAGAGAUUCCCUGAGGUUGGUCCAGAGGGAGGAGGGUAACUUCUUCAGGUUAGGCAUCCCUGGAAGAGGCUUCGCAGUGAGGUUAAAAUGGUGAUCAGAGAUAAUGGGAACUGCAGAUGCUGGAGAAUCCAAGAUAACAAAGUGUGAAGCUGGAUGAACACAGCAGGCCAAGCAGCAUCUCAGGAGCACAAAUCACAAAUCUGCUCUCGGCCUUUUUUCUGUCAGGAAAACAGGCCUGACUCCUCCAAUCUGUCUUCAAUAUUGAGGUUCCUCAUCCCUGGAAUUAUUCCAUAAUAGAUGUUUAUGCAUGUUUUCUUUAAGCAAUUGACAAUGUUUAGAAUUUUCUGCUGGAGAGAAGCUGAGUUUCUGAGGAGGGUCUGCCGCUUUUAAGGGUCAGGUUACGCAUCCCUCACCCCAAGGGCAGAAACAACAUUUCACAGCAAUCUCCAGUUUCCUGUGCGAACUUUAAACUGUUAAUGUGACUUCACUGGUAGGAGGAGGAUUGUGUGAGUAUUUAGAAUCCUGCAGAUACAAAGUUUCAUAAGCUUGUUUCAGCUUGCUGUUUGCAUAAGUGACAGUGCCUUUGUUCUGAAGGAUGUUAAUUUGCUGUAUAAAAACGGCCACUUUCGACUUUCAAACUCUUGCGUUACUUUACAAAUCCUGUAAAAGCUUUAAAUAUUUAAGGAUAAAUUAUAUGAAGAAUAGCUAUAUUCGCCAGGAGGGAUUUUCUGCAACAAGAGGACACUUGAGAUAAUUGGCCAAGGAACAAGCCGAAAAACUAGAUGGUUUUAAUAUAGUGAUUUUUUAAAAAAGUGAUGUACAGUACUUCAUGAGGUAGAAACAGGCUUAAUGAUAGCUAAUCUCCUCUUGGAAGCUAUGUGUUGAAAAAGGAUAUGGUAGAAGGGUUAUGGGAAAAGGUUAUUGGGAGUGAGGCUAACUGAACAGCUGUUUUUACAUGCACUGUUAUUACAUAAUCUGCCAUUUCACACUAUCUAUUGUUUGUUGCUGACAGACUCCAUUAAACAGCUAUUCACUCUUCUAGCCAGAUUGUUAUCCACUCCUUUGUCUGUCCAACUUUUUUUCCUCUCUUUGGGCUCUAUCCCCACCUAUCAUUCACAGCUUACUUCCUCCCCCUACCUGACUUCUGCAUACACAGCGACAUUUUCCUAGCUAGCCACCAUCAGUUCUGAGGAAGGGUCACCAGACCUGAAACAUUAUUUGUGAUUUCUCUUCAUGGAUGCUGCCUGAGCUUUCCUAGCAAUUUUUGUUUUUUUUCUGAUUUACAGCUUCCACAGUUCUUUGUUUUUUUUUAAGCUGUUUUCACACUCGAGGAUGAUGAACUAAAUGGCCUGUACCAUUUUUCGUUUGCAUUGCCUCAAAUAGUGUGAUUUAAUUACCUUUGCUUAAAAACAUUUGAAUUGCUAGAUGGAAGAUGAUGUUGGCUGUUCAAGUUCAUCUCCUACUUUACAACUGAGCUGUGGAUGAUCAGAGAGAUUCUUGACUGCUAGGGAAAUUAAGGAUUACAGGCAAAGGGCAAGAACGUGGAUAUGAGAAAUGUCAGAUCAGCCAUGAUUUUAUUGAAUGGGGGAAGCAGGCUCCACCAGCCAAAUGUCCUAUUGUUCUUAUUUCUUUCAGUCUUUAUAACAAUCAGUCUGUAUCAAUUAGCCCCAGAUUUGAUGUGAGAAAAAUCCAAGAGGUUUUGAAACCCAAGUCCAAUGUUCGUGUUUGACCCGAACCUGAUACAUCCAUAUGUUACGCCUCAUUAUUAUAUAGUGUCUCACAGUGCUGUUUCUUAAUUAGCUAUUUUCACCAGCUCUCUAAUGCAUUCAUAUUGUUAAAACAUGAAAAUGUCAAGCAUGAUGAAAUAACAUGUUUUGAGUGAUUGGCUGCCAGCUGUGUUAAUUUACUUUCAUGACUGUUAUUUACAUUCAUUUAGAUGGUAGCUAUUUUAUCCAAGAGUGUUGUCAAACAUCAGCAUGCAUUCUGUAAUGUAAGUACAUGGUUCACUUUCUUCUGACAAGCCAAAUUCCAGGACCAGCUCAUCAGCUAUUAAUGUGGGGUUAUGAAAGCAGGAGAGCAAGAGAUAGACAUCACUCUUAUGGGAAUGGAUGAAUAAGCGUACAGAUAAAAUGCUGUUGGUCUUGAUAAUUUUUAAGAAUUAUUUUCUUAAAGCAAAUAUCAGUGCAUCAAGCCAUUGGAGAUGCCCUCUGUGAUAUGUACUCCAAAUAACUUUUGUGUAUGUUUCAGGUGAAAUCUGAUCAUUCGUUUGCUGGACCUAUGCAAAGUGUUGUGGUUUGUUUUUGUAAUUAAAGUUCUAUUUUAUCAACACUACUAAAUCCGUAUAGUAGUAAGAAAGCAGAUCAAUAUAGUAUGCCACCAUUGACUUUUAUACUUAUUUCUGUUUUUAUAUAUUUACAGCCUGGAUUUCCAAUCAGCAUUAUUUUUAUACUUGUGGUGACACUGUGUUAAAAUUAUGGCUGUGGGAAACAAUCAGGGCCAGUUUGUAACAAAUAAGAGUGGUGGAGGGUGGCAAGGAUGGUUUUUGUUGUCUAAAGAACUGCAUUUUGUGAAGGCUGAACCCCAAAGCCUGGGAAAGGACUGGGUUCCGCCUGAUGUUACGUUAGUUGUUUAGAAAUAAUUGCCUAAUCCUACCCUCCUUUGAAUCAUUAUUGCUUCCUGGUCUUAAUUUUAUUACAUUGUUCAUAGAUCUCCUGCACUGGUUUGCAUUGAUUGGGCAAAACAGAUAAUGACGAAACAGUCACUGGAGGUCAAUUAUUGCAUUGAAAAAUGUAUACGGCUUGGCAAUUUAAGAUUUAUCUUUUGCAAUUCAUUCAGGAGUCUAGUUCCAUUUGUACUGUCCUGUCUCAGUAGUCUGGUGCCAAAUUUAGUGUAUGCAACAUGUUUGAGAACAUAACUAGCCAUUUAGACGUAUAUUGUGAUCCAGAGAUUUGUGCAGUUUUUCUUCCUGCUUAAAAAGCUGAAGUCCUAGAAAUUGCAUUGUUAUUUUGCUGCGUAAAACAUCUCACCUCCACCUCCUAUUGGAGGGGAUGUGGGUUGUGUUUUAUUAGUGAGUGGUGAUCAGGCUCUUGACAAUCCAUGAAUCGUAAGUUGUACUGAAGUCUAAAGGAGCUUGCAUCUUCCUACCAAUUGACAGCUUUCUAAUUUUCUCUUGAGCUGUGAACUGCAAUUAGCAGUAACAGUUAAUAGGUAACUUCCAGCUUUAUACAACUCAUUUCUAUUACCUAUGCUUUUGGUUCUUCUAAAUAAAAAGUUUUGACCCAUUUUUAAAAAAACCUAGUUAUUUCUUAUUUUGAAUAGCAAGCAUGACACUACGUAUUUGUAUUUUUUUUCCCCUAAAUAAAAACAGUUUAAAGAA
Messenger RNA from Stegostoma tigrinum, 6901 nucleotides. It is a transcript of the gene selenon, whose product is annotated as selenoprotein N. Gene Ontology annotation, molecular function: calcium ion binding. Lineage: Eukaryota; Metazoa; Chordata; Chondrichthyes; Orectolobiformes; Stegostomatidae. The record is from RefSeq and is a predicted model, not a curated record. Gene Ontology annotation, biological process: calcium ion homeostasis; skeletal muscle fiber development. The transcript has 12 exons. Gene Ontology annotation, cellular component: endoplasmic reticulum membrane.